ACAAUGUAGAUACCGACAGAUUUUCUAAGUUAACUAGGGAACACAAUCAUAUUAUUCUCACAAUGACUGAAAUGGAAACAAGACAAAAAGAAGAAAAGAGCUCAACAGGAGACGGAAACGUCAGUCAAUCUCUCCUACCGGAUGGAAGUAAAGAAACGAAAGAACAUUCAAACUCUCAUAAUGAAAGAAGAUUGAUUGAACACCUAAAAGAUCGCUCAGGCUGUAUUUCUGUGUUCUUAUUGAUAUUACUGAUAAUAUCUCUCGUCGUUAACAUUUACCUUGUUUACUUCAUUGGUCAAGAUAAACAGAGUUGCAUUUCUGUUAAAAGCUGUCAAAAUAUAACAAGCCUACAAAAGCUGAUAAUUCUUGAUGAUUACAACUGUUCAAGCACACCAACAGGCAAUGGUACUACAAACGUUGAAAGAAUAUUAAAACUUGAAUUAUUGAAAACAGAGUUAAAAGUAUUAGUGCAACUUCCAACCAACUUUAUUUUACACAAGUUUUCAUAUGACGACGAUCAGGAAAUUGUGGUAUGUAGAAAGGGCAAAAAUCAUUACUACAUUUCUUGUAACAAACCAUAUAACGAUAACUGCACUGUUAUUCAUAAAAGUACAGAGACGAACACUAUAACUACAAUUCAGGAAACAGGUGAUCAAAUGGUGACGUAUGAAAUACCUACCAAUUGCAUUUAUAAAAGAGCUGACCUUGAAUGGAUUCAACCACAAAAGUGCAGGUCGUCAUCGAAACCCAAAAUUUGAAUUUGGAAUAAUAUGAUUUUAACGUAAACAGUGUGGGUUUCGUAUCGUUUUAGCAAAUCUAAUCCAGUUGCUCUUUAUUAAGCUGAUGUAAGGUGAAUUGAUACAGAAAAAUGAACGUACUGAUUAUGUGUAAUUAAGGGAUACCGCCAUCUUCGUUAUCCAAGGGUCAUGAUCCAUUAACCUCCUCUCUACUACCAAAUGCUUACGACCCCC
Molecule: messenger RNA, 971 nt
Organism: Mytilus trossulus (common blue mussel)
Lineage: Eukaryota; Metazoa; Mollusca; Bivalvia; Mytilida; Mytilidae
Exons: 3
Coding region: 63-758 (231 amino acids)
Source: RefSeq, a predicted model, not a curated record